AUGCCGCCUAAAACCUCGACAGCACGAGGCCGCUCCCAACACGCCCGCAACUCCUCCCUCUCCUCCCUCUCCUCCCUCUCCUCCCUCUCCUCCCUCUCCUCCCUCUCCUCUCAAUCCGCCAACGAAAAAGAACCGGAAGAGCCAUUCCACCCAGCCGCUGACGCAGCCACGUUCCGCGACCUUCUCAUCUUCGAGGAGCGUCUAAAACAGAAUGCAGCACGAUUACAAGCACGAAAACGCAAAUACGAACUGCUUCUAUUCGGUUUCGUCACUUUCAUCCUCCUUCUAUCCCAUUUCGUCGUCACUUCUCCCCGCUCAUCUGCGUUUCUGCAGUAUAGUCUGGCGGCGGUGCUGAUGAUCUGCCUUACCACGCUGUUUUUGUUCUUUGCAAGUGGAAUGCACGCAGAGAGGAUAAGAUCCGCGAACAAGUUCGUACCACAGGCCAAUCGGAGUUUGAGGAACUUCAAUAUGUAUCUGAAUACAAAGACGACCGCUGAUUCAAGGUGGUGGUCGAUAACAAGACUGUUGAGGAGUACGGAACCAGUGAGGAGGCAUGCUUCGAGUACAACGGGUUUGACUGAAAACAGUCGAUCAGGUUCCAAUACCGGCACAUCCACACCCCGAAGAGCCCUCUCAUCCAUACCACCAUCGCAAAACAGCAGAGGAGAGCUCAUAUUCAGCAACAAAGUCAGUCCGGAGUUCAGAGAAGGGUAUGAAAGGUACAGAGCUGCAUUCGAGAGAAGAAGAGCGGAAAGGAUGGCUGCUAAGCGAGCACAGAGUUGGAAGCGAUGGUUCGAUUGGGUCCUUGGUCGACCAUCUCUUCCACCACCACGAAAGAGUGGAUCAACAACAGCAUCACCGCACUUGGCCCAGGCAUCAAUAAGACCUUCAGCACGGAAUGGCAAAUUCCGCUCAGCACGCACCACAAGAGCGUCAGCGUCAGCAUCGCAAGCAGGAUCAGGCUCCGAAGCAGCCAGCCCAGCACGCUCAACGCCACAGCUCGACGAUCUUAGCGAAGGUGGCUUGAGUGAAGGUGGGCUUAGUGAUGAUGGCUAUCCCCCGUCUAUUGGCGGAUCUAGUAUGUCAGGUCAUUAG
Messenger RNA from Ustilago hordei, 1095 nucleotides. RefSeq lists its product as uncharacterized. The record is from RefSeq and is a predicted model, not a curated record. The transcript has a single exon. The coding region runs from base 1 to 1095 and encodes 364 amino acids. Gene Ontology annotation, cellular component: cytoplasm; Nem1-Spo7 phosphatase complex. NCBI's taxonomy places the organism in Eukaryota, Fungi, Basidiomycota, Ustilaginomycetes, Ustilaginales, Ustilaginaceae. Gene Ontology annotation, molecular function: protein phosphatase regulator activity.